Solanum pennellii is the source of this 771-nucleotide messenger RNA. Its product is annotated as protein SPEAR3-like. The transcript is spliced from 4 exons. Bases 35 to 556 code for a protein of 173 amino acids. Gene Ontology annotation, molecular function: DNA-binding transcription factor activity. The record is from RefSeq and is a predicted model, not a curated record. NCBI's taxonomy places the organism in Eukaryota, Viridiplantae, Streptophyta, Magnoliopsida, Solanales, Solanaceae.
UUUAUUUGUUUUCUUAUUUUUUGGAAGAGAAAGAAUGGGAAGUGGUUAUUUUGGUGAACCAAAGUUGGGAAAUGAAAGAUCAUCAUCAUCAUCAAGAAAGAGCAAAAAGAACAAUAAUUUAGAGAAGCCAAAACAACCACAAAGAGGUCUUGGUGUUGCUCAACUUGAGAAAAUUAGAUUACAUACUCAAAUGGGUUGCAAUACUUACAACCCUUAUUCAUCAACUCCAUCAAUUUCAUCAUAUUCAUCAUCAACCUCUUCUUAUGCUUUUACACCACAACAAACCAUUAUGAUGGGAUUGGGGGACAUUGAAAGAGCAAAUAUUAGAUAUGGAGAUUCCCAGCUACCUUCUACACCUAGUGCUUGGCAUCCUGGCACAGUGUAUGAGCCUCAUCAAUUUGCUCAGCCAAACAUGAAUAGAUAUCUACUUAACCUACAAAUAGAGGAAUCAAUGGAGAAUCGAACCAGAAAUAACUCAAUUGGAUCAAGUACUAGUCAUAUCUCUGAAUCAAACGGCGACCAUGAAUUAGAUUUGGAGUUGAGGCUUUCAAUUUAAUUAAUAACAACAACUCUGUGUAUGGAUGAUCGUCAUGUUAUAAGCGUAUAGACUUUAUGUAGAUUUUAGAGUAACAUUUCGCUUCGUUUCUUAACAAAAAUUUAUGGAAAUUUGUUAACUCUCUUCUGGAAUAAUUGAAGGGAGUUCACUAUCAGAAACACAUGUUGCACUUGCUUGAUAGUAUUUCAUUAGGGUAUAUAUGGAUAAUAUAGCAA